Molecule: messenger RNA, 965 nt
Organism: Theobroma cacao (cacao)
Lineage: Eukaryota; Viridiplantae; Streptophyta; Magnoliopsida; Malvales; Malvaceae
Product: ankyrin repeat/KH domain protein (DUF1442)
Source: RefSeq, a predicted model, not a curated record
CUUCUCUUGCUAGCAAUUUAAAAGCAAACCUAACAUCUAACUCUGACUACCAUUCUCUCUCUUUCUCUCAACUCACCGCAGCCCAGCAUCAGAAAAACCUUGUUAGAGGGACUGAUCAGAGACUAGAUAGAGAAAAGUGAAGUGAAACCCAGAAAGGAAGAGCGCCAUGAAGCUGGUUUGGUCUGCAGAUACAGCUUCAAAAGCUUAUAUAGACACUGUUAAAUCAUGUCAAAAUUUCAAAGAAUCAGGCCUAGCUGAGCUCCUAUCAGCCAUGGCCGCCGGCUGGAACUCCAAGCUGAUUGUCGAGUCAUGGUCAUACGGUGGUCCCAUAGCAACCAGCGUCGGCCUCGCCAUAGCAGCCCAUCACACGUGCGGCAGGCACGUGUGCAUAGUCCCGGACGAAUGGUCAAGGUCAGGCUACGUCAAGGCCAUGCACGCAGCCGGGAUUGCAUCGACGGUAGUGAUCGUCGGAGAAGCGGAGGAAGUGAUGGAGGGGCUCGCGGGUGUUGAUUUCCUUGUCGUGGACUCCAAGCGGAAGGAUUUUGCCAGGGUUAUAAGGUUCGCCAAAUUGAACCACAAGGGUGCAGUUUUGGCAUGCAAGAAUGCAUGUCACAAGGGCUUCUCCGGGUUCAGAUGGCACGAGGUGCUUCAAAGAGGGACACGUGUGGUGAGAUCUGUGCUCUUGCCGGUAGGGCAGGGAGUAGAUAUUGCUCAUAUUGGGGCUCAGGGUGGGGGUGUGGGCUCUAAGAAGAGUCCUAGCCGUUGGAUCAAGUACACCGAUCAACAAUCAGGGGAGGAGCAUGUUUUCCGAGACUAAAUUUUGUGUUGCUUUGCAGCUCUAGCCUCUAGGGGAGUAAACGAUGGGCAAAUCCUAAUGUAAAUAGUUAUAAAAAUAUCACUAAAUGUUUUUCCAUGCACAGAAACAUUUUUGUCCUCCUAAAUCCGAGUUUAGUGAAUUGUCCCAA